Molecule: messenger RNA, 1256 nt
Organism: Sarcophilus harrisii (Tasmanian devil)
Lineage: Eukaryota; Metazoa; Chordata; Mammalia; Dasyuromorphia; Dasyuridae
Gene: ART5
Product: ADP-ribosyltransferase 5
Exons: 5
Coding region: 238-1161 (307 amino acids)
Molecular function (GO): NAD+-protein-arginine ADP-ribosyltransferase activity; NAD+ poly-ADP-ribosyltransferase activity
Source: RefSeq, a predicted model, not a curated record
CCCUCCUAGAGCAGGGAUAGGAAGGAGGGACUGCAGUGUCGGGUUUCAGGGAAGGGGGGUGCGGGUGAUCGUGGAGCCGACUAUACUUAGGCAGGAUUUUGUUUAUCCUGCCCACUCUGGAACUGCUAUAGUAUCAGCUGAGACCCCAGCCUCCGUCCCUCUGGUUCCAGCUGUGUUCCAGGCUCCAGGCCCCAAGGCAUCGGCUCCACGCCGUGCCCCGAGUCUCCCCCAGGGACAAUGCUGCCCGCCCUGAUGAUUACACUUAGCUGCCUGGGCUUCAGCUCCCUGACACAGGCCCACCUUGUCCCCACUGUGCCUUUGGGCCCAGCUCCCGAUGCCUUUGAUGAUGCUUACUUGGACUGUGUGGAGGAGAUGGAGGAGGAGGUCCCCCACCUGCUCCAGGAGGAGAUGGCUCAGCACUCCCUGCUCCGGGAGUCCUGGGGAGCUGCCACAGCUGCCUGGGAGAGCCGGAGAAGGGAGCUCACUCUGCCCCUGGGCUUCCGAACCCAGCACGCUGUGGCUGUCAUGGUCUACACCAAUUCAUCCAACCCUCUGUACCGGGAGCUGAACUCCGCUGUGAGGACCACAGGCAGCUCUCGGGAGGACUACAUGGAGCACUUCCCCUUCAAGGCCCUACAUUUCUACCUGAUGCGGGCUCUGCAGCUGCUGAGAGCUCCGGAGAGCUGCCAGGAGGGCCCUGGGCAGGAGGUGUUCCGAGGGGUGAGCAGCCUCCGCUUUCAGCCUAAGCAGCUGGGAGAUGUCAUUCGCCUGGGCCAGUUCACCUCCACCUCUGAGGAGAAAGGGGUGGCCCAGGGAUUUGGAAACUCCACCUUCUUCACCAUGAACACUUGUUUUGGAGUUCCUAUACAAGCCCUUUCGGUCUUCCCAGAGGAACGAGAGGUUCUCCUUCCGCCUCAUGAGGUUUUCCUGGUGUCUGACUUCUCUCAGGAUGGGACCCGAAACCUAGUGACCAUCAGGAGCCUCAAUCGGACCUGCAGCCAUUUCAACUGUGCUUACCUGGGCGGAGAGAAGAAGGAGGGCUGUGUAUCUAAUGCAGGACAAAGUUGGGAUGCUCUCCCCCAAGGAUCUUGGCUUCAGCUGAUGCCAAGGACUCUGCUCCUGCCUCCUGGAGCCUUCCAACUCUCAGGCCCAGUGCCCUGACCCUCCAGCCCCGGGUUGGGAAGUUGUAGGGACCUCUGGGUCCCCUGUUGUGUAAGCCCUGCCAGGUUGAGGGCAGCCUGGAGAAGCAAGCAGAA